Molecule: messenger RNA, 570 nt
Organism: Magallana angulata
Lineage: Eukaryota; Metazoa; Mollusca; Bivalvia; Ostreida; Ostreidae
Product: GLIPR1-like protein 1
Exons: 6
Coding region: 1-570 (189 amino acids)
Source: RefSeq, a predicted model, not a curated record
AUGAGAUUGAAACAGUCACACAGGUUCCGGGCCUAUUCCAGAAAAAUGUCUCUUCUCAUCCUCACGUUAUUUGUGGCUAGUGUUGUUGCUGAUUUUGAUUUCCUUGAUGAACAUAAUGCUCGUAGACGAGAUGUCAGCCCAUCUGCCUCUAACAUGCGAAAACUGAAGUGGAGUAACGAACUAGCUGAUUUGGCCUGGAGUCAUGCAGUAACAUGUUCCUUCGGACAUAAUAAUCCUCAAUCUUCAAUCUUUAACUACGUUGGACAAAAUAUUGCUUCUUCUGAUCCUCGUAUUUCUGCUAAAGAAAUCGUUAAAAUGUGGGACAACGAGAAAAGUAAGUACAACUACUACUCCAACACGUGCAGUGGAAUAUGCGGUCAUUAUACACAGGUUAAUUGGGCAAACACGGAGUAUGUCGGAUGUGCAGUGGUCGACUGUUCUUUUGGUUCUUUCUACGUCUGUAAUUACGGAGAAGGUGGCAAUUUUAAUAACGCUCGACCCUACAACCAAGGAACUCCCUGUUCUGGAUGUCCAACCGGGUACUCAUGCGAAAAUAAACUCUGUGUCUAA